AUUCAAGAUGUCGGCUUGGCCGUACUGAAGGAGAUAUUUCAUCGCCUCUUUGACAUUUAUGUCAUCAAUGUUAGUGUUUUGCUUCUAAAGGAUGACCGGCCCAUUUUGUACACCUAUUAUCCCUUCAAUGUCAACGAAUGCCAUUCCUGGGAACCUCAAUACCUGGCCUCCUUUCACAACAUAGAAAAUGAGUCAAAUUUUACUUUAGGCACAAAAUUUUUUCCCAACAAAGUGGCAAAUAUGCAGGGAUGCAAUUUGACCAUUAUUACCUGGGAUUAUAUGCCAUGUUUGGGGCUUAAUUCUGAAUCCGAGGCUAAUGCAUCUAAAAAGGAUGGAUUUGAAGGAUUAUUGCUAAAGUUUCUAAUAGUGGAGCAACAAGGCAACAUCUCCAUACUAUGUUUCAUGUAUUCCAAGGAUCGUGCCGAUGCCAUGCUGGCCAGUAAGAGUUACAUAAGUCAACGCAUUGUUUUGGCCAUUCCCCAUGGCAGACUGAUGGUACCAUUUGAGCCUCUAAUUAAACCAUUUCGUUGCAUCACAUGGCUCUGCUUUAGUUUAAGUUUUGCUUUGGCAAUUUGGGUCAUCUAUUCCAUACGCUUUCUGGAUAAAGCCGAACUGACAACUCUAGUCUAUGGCCACGAUAAUCGCACUCCAUUUUUAAAUCUUCUCCAAACCUUGGCUGGUGGUGCCAUAUAUGGUCACAUACCUAAAAGAAAUUUUGCCCGUUACAUUCUAAUGAUGUGGUUGCUGUACACUGUGGUCUUGAGAACCGCCUAUUCGGGAGAAUUGUUUAGAAUUCUUCAACAUUCGCAUGUGCGUUACACAGUGACUAGCCUAGGGCAGGCUGUUGAAAGCAAUUAUACUGUAUACACUUUCUUCUCAGUGGUUGGUGUACUUAAGUCCCUAUAUCCUGAGCUAAAGAUUCGUUUGGUGGACGAGCACAAUCCUUUAGCCAAUAUUUUAGAGAAAUUAAGUGAUCCUAAUAAUGAGGAGAAAAUAGCAUUGGGCAUUUCUGAAUAUGCCAUAAGGUGGUAUAAUCAAAAAAAUCAUCCGCGAAGAAUUAAGAUGCUGGCCCAACCUUUGGUAACCGCACCGGUUGUCUUUUUUAUGCCUCGUCAUUCGUAUCUGGCCCAUCCCACUGGCAAAUGGAUUGCAGAUGUCUUACAAUCGGGCCUAAUGAAAAGAAUGGAAUCCUCAGUGCUGUACAUGACCUCAAGAUCAUCUCAAAGUCGAGGUGCAGCUGCCGCAUUAUCUUUCUACUUAUUAUCUGGGGUAUUUUUUGUUUAUUUCUUAGUUUUGGUAUUUUGUUCUCUUAUAUUUCUAUUGGAGUUAAAUAGUAGUAGGUCUGCUAAAAUUCGUAAUUUGCUUAAUUUUCUGAAUGUAUAA
Molecule: messenger RNA, 1383 nt
Organism: Stomoxys calcitrans (stable fly)
Lineage: Eukaryota; Metazoa; Arthropoda; Insecta; Diptera; Muscidae
Exons: 2
Source: RefSeq, a predicted model, not a curated record